Molecule: messenger RNA, 2133 nt
Organism: Symsagittifera roscoffensis
Lineage: Eukaryota; Metazoa; Xenacoelomorpha; Acoela; Convolutidae
Product: aquaporin-like
Exons: 3
Coding region: 880-1713 (277 amino acids)
Biological process (GO): transmembrane transport
Cellular component (GO): plasma membrane
Molecular function (GO): channel activity
Source: RefSeq, a predicted model, not a curated record
CAUUCUAUCAAAGAGACGCGUGUGCGUAAAUAUGGUUGGCUUGCUACCAUUCAAAAUACAGGUAAAUGGUAGCAGAAAUAUUGAGCUACGAAAAAACGACCAACAAAUCGACAUAUAUAAAAGACUACUUCAGUAAUAAAUGCUUAUAGUAUUGUUCAACUCGCUUAGACUAUCCAUUAAAAUUGAAAAUAACUGUGCUUGAAUUCAAUGUACUUCAGUUUGAUACCCUAAGUCACUUUGAAAAAUUAAUAACACUUGGCCAGCAUGAAAAUUAUUCGUAAAUUAUGGACAUCUGUAAAUAUUCACCGUUUUUAAUCUUCUGUUUGAGAAACAUCGACAAAAAAAAUUUAUUUGUCUAAUAUUGAAGUUUGCCUGAUUAACAGCCUUUAGAUAUAGCUAGAGCUAGGCUAUUUGGUAAUAAACACAAAAUAAAACACCGUUUUCAUAUUGCACCAUUAUUUCGCCAUAUUUUCUUGAUUUAUCUGUUAUUGUUAAUCUUGCAGUUCUAGUCAAAACGAAAUUAGAGAAAACACGAGAUUGUAUCAGCACUGAGUUAUUACCACCAUGUGAUUUAUCUCCUGAUUUCGAAAUUGAAUUCAACCAUUUCCCCUGAUUUUCUACGAAUUCAAUUAUUACUUAGAGUGUUACAGAAAUUACUAAGCAAAUUGGAAAAGCUCUUUUAGUGACAGAAAACGCCGUGAUAUCUUAGCUACAACAAAUAGUCAGAAUUGAAAAAAAAGCUGUUUCUUUUUUGUAGCUGCGAGUUUAGAGAAACUCUUUGAUUGUCGCAGCUAAAACGCCGAAUACUGAUUUGUUAUCUUUAUUAUUGUCAAUUAUUUUUUUAUUUAAAAAAUGCGACGGUGCUUCUAAAAACUUGCAAUGACUCUGUACAGGAAAGACGUUAUAACCGAAAACUCCGAGCAUCAUUGCUCAUUUUCAGUUAAAAAAUUAUCACUUUGGAAAGCAGUUGCUUGUGAGUUUUUCGGUUCCUUCAUGUUAGUUUUCAUAGGCAGUUUGCCCCUUCUUUGUGACAACAACUGGAUCGUUUCUGGAGUGUGUUUCGCCGGAGUUUUGGUCACGCUGAUUCAUAUUAUUGGGCCUACUUCGGGGUGUAAUGUUAGCCCGGCUGUCACUUUGGCUUUUGUGGCUGUGAGGCGAUUGCACCCUAUAAAAGGAUGUCUCUACUUCAUUGCACAAAUGUUGGGCGCUAUUGCUGGAGCCGGUUACCUCUAUUUGGCAGCCCCUUCGGACUGGACGAAGAAGUAUCAGCUGGGUUUGACCUCGUUUGACCCCGAGGAGGUCAACUGGGUUCAAGCUGUGCAGAUUGAGUCAGCUGCUACUCUGCUGCUUGUGUUGUUGAUGCUCGUCAUUUCAGAUCCAGAUGAAAACAGAGAAUUUGAGGGAUUCCCCGCUUUGUCUAGUGGCUUAGCAUUGAUAUCUUGUUUCUAUGCUGCUUACCCCUACACGGGAGCAAGUCUCAACCCCGCCCGCUCUUUUGGACCCGCCCUUCUGACUCUCAAUUUCAAGCAACAAUGGGUCUACUGGAUCGGCCCUUUAACAGGAUCUCUUCUGGGGGUUGUCAUCUAUAAAAUGCUUCUGGUCAAAGGAGUUCCCCGGUGCAGUUCAAAAGAGAGAAGUGUUAGCCUAGGAGGCGAAUCAGAGGAUCCCAACGUCGAGGAGCAGCAACCGAGGAGGAUCCGUCCCGAAGCUUAAGAAACUGAUUAACCUUUUCGAAUUGUAUAAUUAAAUCCCAGCGCAUAAACUAUAUGAGUUUUCCUGAAUAGUGAAACACCUCAACCUCAAAAACAUCACAAGAAAAGAACCGAACCCUACUUUUUGAAGCUGAUCUUUCGCUGUUUUACUGCGCUUUUCGACUGAUUGAAAUUUAAAUUACUUUUUUUUAGUUUGCAACAAGCACACUUUACGGCAGUAUAAAUUCAAUUCCGUUUUAUAACUGUUCUGCGAAAACUAAAAAACACAAAAAUCUCACAAAAAGAGAGCAGGCUUUCGACAUGGAAAAGACGGUGUUUCCUAGGCUACGUAGCCUUUUUUGGCGAGUUCCUGAUGCACGGAGGGGGCUUUUUUCAUGUGCGAAGGACUGAAUGCGCGAAAAUUCUCUACCAACAAACGCUC